AUGGACUGGGAGGACAAUAUGGGAAGAAAGCUGCGACAUUGGCUGAUUUUCCUUAUCAUUAUUCUGAAAGAGCCACAUAUGCGAGUCAACGGUGACUGCAACUGUUCAGGAUGGGCAUAUAUAUGCAAAUGCAAAGGGAUGGGUUUAAAAAGCAUUCCUCAGAACCUACCAGCGACCUUCAUGACUGUAUUAGAUUUGAGCAAUAACCAGAUACCAACUUUAAAUCAUUCAGCGCUCGGCAUGUUGAAGAGACUGAACGAUCUAAAGCUUCAUACUCUGCAUUUGUCCGUCAACAAAAUAACAAGCAUCACCACUGGGGCAUUAUCAAAUCUACCCGGGCUCAGCGCCUUGCGCCUGAUUGGCAACCAAAUAACAAGCAUUGAACUUGGCAUUGCGUCGGGUACUUUCUCAGGCCUUCCCCAUCUCCAGGACUUGACACUGAGUUACAACCAAAUAACUAGCAUUAAUCCACAUGCAUUCUCAAAUCUGACCCGAUUUCAAAGGCUUUAUCUGAGCAACAACCAGAUUUGGGCGAACGCGAUAGUUGGGAAAGGGUACAGAGGGAGACUGGAGAACGAAGACCUCUACCCACUUAAAGACAAGGAUACCUCCCUGGUAGUUACCAAUGAGUUCCGACCGUAUUGGGAAAGAGAACUAAAGAAGUCAACACCCAAGAAACCCCCAAGCUUAUCAAAAGCAAUCAUCAGAUGCUAUGGCUUGCGAUAUUUCCUGGUCGGAUUUGUAAAGCUUUUCGAUGAUACCUUAACGUUGGUUAAGCCUAUUCUCAUCGGCUACAUCAUUAAGUACUUCGAGCCCAGUAGCGGCAUGACCCUGACCGAUGCCUACAUGUACGCUGGGAUUCUUGCUGGUCUGCAGGUUUUCCAAGUCAUCAUCGGCUACUACGAAUGGCCUGCCACCUUGUUUGCGAUUAAGCACGGGCGGCCUCUCAAAGACCUCAACGGGCCAAGUCAGCAACAUUCUUGCCGACGAUGUGCACGCCUUCAAGAAGUUCUGCUAAAACAGAGAAAUGGGUGA
Molecule: messenger RNA, 1035 nt
Organism: Branchiostoma belcheri (Belcher's lancelet)
Lineage: Eukaryota; Metazoa; Chordata; Leptocardii; Amphioxiformes; Branchiostomatidae
Product: slit homolog 2 protein-like
Exons: 9
Coding region: 1-1035 (344 amino acids)
Cellular component (GO): membrane
Molecular function (GO): ATP binding; protein binding
Source: RefSeq, a predicted model, not a curated record